AGGCGUCAGCGUCGAGAGCCCCUGCUUCUUUCCAAGCUCACUGCUCCCGUCCUGAUCUCUUAGCCUCUUCACUCAUCAUCUCGCUCUCCCUCCAUUCCGCCUCUCUCUCUCUGUCUCUGUCUCGCUCUGCAGAAAAUGAGCUUCUCUUCCCUAAUGAGGCAAGUGGAUGUUGCUCUCUGUGCUGGGGCUCUUCGAGCUUGUUUGUGCAGUUGGGGUUUCUUCCAAACCCUAGACAUCGAGUUCCACUUGCCUCUAGAGGCAAAUUCCGCCAAAAAGGGUCUCCUACAGCUUGCUCAGCUUCAUCGUCAUCUUCUUCUGAUCCACUUCUGGUUAAGGCUGCAAGAGGAGAGCAUGUGAGUCGGCCGCCAGCAUGGAUGAUGCGGCAGGCAGGAAGGUAUAUGGCUGUUUACAGAAAGCUUGCUGAGAAAUAUCCAUCUUUCAGAGAGCGGUCAGAGACGACUGAUCUCAUUGUGCAAAUUUCUUUGCAGCCUUGGGAAGCUUUCCAUCCUGAUGGGGUCAUUAUCUUCUCUGAUAUACUUACCCCAUUACCUGCAUUUGGCAUUCCAUUUGACAUAGAAGAAGUUCGUGGUCCUGUUAUUCAGUCUCCAAUUCGCUCUGAGGAUGCUUUGAAAGAAUUGCAUCCCAUUGACUUGGAGAAACUUCAUUUUGUGGGGGAUUCCCUUAGAAUUCUGCGUCAGGAGGUUGGGGACCAAGCUGCAGUUCUGGGUUUUGUGGGAGCACCUUGGACAAUUGCUACAUAUAUAGUGGAAGGGGGUACAACCCGUACGUACACUACCAUAAAAAGCAUGAUUCAUACGGCACCUCAUAUAUUGAGAUCCCUUCUCUCUCAUCUGACAGAGGCAAUUUCUGAAUAUAUUAUUUUCCAAGUUAAGUCUGGGGCUCAUUGUAUACAAAUAUUUGAUUCAUGGGGUGGACAACUAUCGCCUUAUAUGUGGAACCACUGGUCAAAGCCUUUUAUUGAAGAGAUUGUGACUGUUGUACGGAAGAAAUGCCCUGGAACACCACUUGUUCUCUAUAUCAAUGGAAAUGGUGGUCUUCUUGAGCGGAUGAAAGGAACUGGAGUUGAUGUGAUUGGGCUUGACUGGACGGUGGAUAUGGCAGAUGGAAGAAGGCGACUGGGUAGUGGAAUCAGUAUACAAGGAAAUGUGGACCCUGCUUAUUUAUUUUCUCCCCUUCCUGCCCUGACUGAUGAAAUUCAAAGGGUUGUGAGGUGUGCGGGCCGAACUGGACACAUUCUUAAUCUAGGACAUGGAGUUCUUGUUGGGACGCCUGAAGCAGCUGUUGGACACUUCUUCGAAGUUGCUAGAAGCUUGAAAUUAGAUGAACUUUUUGAAAAUUAUGGAGGAACCUAAAAUUGUGUUUGGAGGACAGGUUCAGAGUUUGUGACUGUAGUCCCGGCAUGGUUGCCUGAACUCACUUUUAGCAUGCACGUGCUAACGGCGUCGGCCUGAAAUUUUCUGCAUCCUUGUGGGUGAGAGAAUCCUCUCUUUUAUUCGUAAUUAAAAUGCUCUAAUGGCAAUCCAUUUUACAUCCUAUGUUACAAUUUUCUUUGUUUUUAAACUUACUUUUGGUGGUACAGAGAUAUGUUGAAUUGUUGAAUAGGGAACCAUGAUAUUAGGAAGUUAACGUGCACGCCGGAAUGUAUACAAAGAACAUGCUUGAGGGAAGUUGCACGCCGGAAACUGAAGCCCGGGGUCUGGCAUUUGUAGGCAGUUUAUGGGCUACCAUAUGAAUCACAGACGAUGGUCAAUUAGUUAAUCACUGUGAAGACCUAAUAACAGGCUCUAAAUCUCUUUCAAUGUCAGUUUUUUUGGUAUCCUUGGCCAUGGAUAAGACCCAUCUCUAGUCCUUAAUAUCUUGGAAAUGGCGGUUCUUCCCUUUUGAACAGUGAUCGCUUGGUUUGGGCUAUUUUAAAAUGUCUUAACUGAAAUUAUUUUUAAAAUCUUAUAUCUAAGAGUUAUUGUUUUAAGAAGAUAA
Molecule: messenger RNA, 1998 nt
Organism: Malania oleifera
Lineage: Eukaryota; Viridiplantae; Streptophyta; Magnoliopsida; Santalales; Ximeniaceae
Product: uroporphyrinogen decarboxylase 1, chloroplastic-like
Exons: 6
Coding region: 375-1373 (332 amino acids)
Biological process (GO): porphyrin-containing compound biosynthetic process
Molecular function (GO): uroporphyrinogen decarboxylase activity
Source: RefSeq, a predicted model, not a curated record